AUGCAUCCUUCCCUCUUCCUCGCUGCCCUUUGCUUGGGAAUAGCUUCAGCUGCUCCAAAACUCUAUCAGAGCAUAGAUGAACAAUGGUCCCUGUGGAAGGCAACACAUGGGAAACUCUAUGGUGUGAAUGAUGAAAUAUGGAGGAGAGCAGUGUGGGAGAGGAAUAUGAAAAUGAUCGAACAGCACAAUCGGGAACACAGCCAAGGGAAACACAGCUUCACAAUGGCAAUGAAUUCCUUUGGUGACAUGACCAAUGAAGAAUUCAGGCAGGUGAUGAAUGGCCUUAAAAUCCAGAAGCACAAGAAGGGGAAACUGUUCCAAGCACCUUUCUUUGCUGAGAUCCCAUCAUCUGUGGACUGGAGAGAGAAAGGCUAUGUAACUCCCGUGAAGAAUCAGGGUUAUUGUCUUUGUUGUUGGGCUUUUAGUGCAACUGGUGCCCUUGAAGGACAGAUGUUCCGGAAAACUGGCAAACUUGUUUCACUGAGUGAGCAGAACCUGGUGGACUGCUCUCAGCCUGAAGGCAAUAAGGGUUGCAAUAGCGGCCUAAUCGAUGAUGCCUUCCAGUAUGUUAAGGACAAUGGAGGUCUGGACUCAGAGCAAUCCUAUCCAUAUCAUGCACAGGGCGAAUCCUGCAAAUACAAGCCUGAGAACUCUGUUGCCAGUGUCACUGACUACUGGGACAUCCCUAGUAAGGAGAAUGAACUUAUGAACACAUUGGCAGCUGUGGGGCCCACCUCUGCUGCUAUAGACUCAAGCCUGGAUACCUUCCGCUUCUAUAAAGAAGGCAUUUAUUAUGACCCAAACUGUAGCAGUGAAAACCUGGAUCAUGGUGUUCUGGUGGUUGGCUAUGGCUCUGACGGAACAGAGGCAGAGAACAAAAAAUACUGGAUUGUUAAGAACAGCUGGGGCACUGACUGGGGCAUGGGUGGCUACAUCAUGAUGGCCAAAGACCGGGACAAUCACUGUGGAAUCGCCUCCAUGGCCAGCUUUCCUGCCGUGUGA
Molecule: messenger RNA, 1002 nt
Organism: Hyaena hyaena (striped hyena)
Lineage: Eukaryota; Metazoa; Chordata; Mammalia; Carnivora; Hyaenidae
Product: procathepsin L
Exons: 8
Coding region: 1-1002 (333 amino acids)
Biological process (GO): immune response
Cellular component (GO): lysosome
Molecular function (GO): cysteine-type endopeptidase activity
Source: RefSeq, a predicted model, not a curated record